CGACACUGGUGGCAGAUUUGGAAUUGCCUGUGAUUGUUUGUGAAUAUGUUAAAGAUAAUUUCUAACGGAAGGGGUGUAUGCCUGCCCUGUAUUUGUUAUGUGCAAAACCGAUUUAUGCAGUGCAGCCGGUCUAAAAGACUAAGACAUCAGUGGCACUUCUUAGACAUUUGCAGGGUUUGAAUUCUUAAACUUUGGCAUAGGCAUACAGUUAUCUACCAUUUGAGCUACAAUAACUACCAGCAGGAGAAAGCUAUCAUCUGAGGGCACAACACAUGUGUAUGUGAACACCUGCAUCUAGAGAGUGGCUCAGGGGAGCCUGGACUGCAUCUUUGCCCACAUCCUCCCAAGAGGACAGAACAAGAUGGAUGAAGAAACUGACAUGACAACCUAUGAUUAUUAUACUGGCUCAGAACCAUGCCAAAAAGCUGAUGUCAAAAAAUUUGCAUCCCUGUUUCUGCCAACGCUUUAUUCUUUGGUGCUGAUAUUUGGCCUGGUGGGAAAUGCGCUAGUUGUGCUGAUCCUGAUAAAAUACAAGAAGCUGAGAAGCAUGACUGACAUCUAUCUGCUGAAUCUGGCAAUUUCCGAUUUGCUUUUUAUUCUUUCCCUGCCAUUUUGGGCUUACUACGUAGCACAUGAAUGGGAUUUUGGAAAUGCAAUGUGUAAAAUUCUUUCAGGGGUCUAUUAUGUUGGCUUCUAUAGUGGAAUGUUUUUCAUAAUACUUUUGACAAUAGACAGAUAUCUGGCCAUUGUCCAUGCAGUGUUUGCUUUAAAGGCUAGGACAGUUACCUAUGGCAUCCUCACAAGUGUUGUCACUUGGGUUGUUGCAAUAUUAGCCUCUCUUCCAGGGUUUAUAUUUCACAAAGCUCAGAGAGAGUCAUCUCACUUUACAUGUAGCCCUCAUUAUCCAUUGGGACAGGAAAGUAAAUGGAAGCAAUUCCAGACUUUAAAGAUGAACAUCCUGGGACUUGUCAUUCCACUGGUCAUUAUGAUCUUUUGCUAUGCCGAGAUUAUAAAAACAUUACUGAGAUGUAGGAAUGAGAAAAAACAUAAGGCAGUCAGGCUUAUUUUUAUCAUAAUGAUUGUUUAUUUUCUUUUCUGGGCACCAUAUAACAUCAUUAUUCUCAUAUACACGUUUCAAGAUUCAUUUUCCCUAAAUACCUGUGAGGGCAGCAGUCAGCUGGAGAUAGCAAUCCAAGUGACAGAAGCGAUUGCAAUGAUCCACUGUUGUAUCAACCCCGUGAUCUAUGCCUUCGCUGGUGAAAAGUUUAGGAAAUAUCUUUAUACCUUUUUCCGAAACCGCAUUGCAAUCCAUUUAUGUAAAUAUUGCCCAUUUCUCUAUGCUGAGGCACCUGACCGAGUUAGUUCCACAUACACCCCAUCUACAGGGGAGCAGGAAUUCUCAGCUGCAUUGUGAAGGGUGUCUAAGAAAAAAGUUACAUUCACUUUUGUGGAAACAGUUGUGCAAAGGACCAAAACGCUUUAAAUACUUGGCUUUAAAGAGGCCACUAAAGGGGUACCUACGCAAUAUAGAUGCACAUGAGUUUUCUCCAGAAAAAAACAGUAUUUGUUCAUACAAAUGGGUAUUUGUACAUUUAAAAAGGGGGUGUGCAUACCUAACUACUUACUUGGAUAUAUAAAUUUAGACUUUGGUAGAGACAUGUUCACCUCUUUUUUAGAAAAUACAAUAGAUAUACCAUAUUUUGGUCAACUUGACCCUGGAAAAGUUUAUGAUUUUGUUCUUUACACUAAGACUCUGGGAUCAUGAAUAAACUUCCAACGUACCACUUAAGAGAAAGUAUAAUUUAGAACAUGAAAUGAGGUCAGAAGUGGAGACGCAUCCUCUUAAACUACCUCUCACAUCUUAGUACGAGAUAUGCCACUCAUUUGUAUUCAAAUGUAUUUCAUCCCACACAAACCUGGUGCUAUGUCAGCAUUAAUUAUGUUAAAUUGACAUCUGUAAUACAAAAUCUUGAAAUUGAGAUCCUAGAAAACGCCGUACAUUUGGAAAAAGAAACUCCAGCAUUUCUAGUUGCUUCUGCUUUUUUGGGGGGUGGGGUUGUGUAUUGUCUUUUUUUACAUUAAAUUUUAAUUUGUUAACUAUAUGGUUCUGUUAAAUCGUACAUAAGUUAUUUACAAGAUAUGUAAACUAUACUUAAAAUAAUAAUUUUUAAUCAAUGGUUGUUUCAAGUAGAUGAUACUGUUUCAUGGUCAAGA
Molecule: messenger RNA, 2214 nt
Organism: Malaclemys terrapin pileata
Lineage: Eukaryota; Metazoa; Chordata; Testudines; Emydidae
Product: C-C chemokine receptor type 5-like
Exons: 4
Coding region: 362-1414 (350 amino acids)
Biological process (GO): inflammatory response; G protein-coupled receptor signaling pathway; immune response
Cellular component (GO): membrane; cytoplasm
Molecular function (GO): chemokine receptor activity
Source: RefSeq, a predicted model, not a curated record